Molecule: messenger RNA, 1109 nt
Organism: Nicotiana attenuata
Lineage: Eukaryota; Viridiplantae; Streptophyta; Magnoliopsida; Solanales; Solanaceae
Product: ras-related protein RABD2a
Exons: 8
Coding region: 179-790 (203 amino acids)
Molecular function (GO): GTPase activity; GTP binding
Source: RefSeq, a predicted model, not a curated record
UCCACAUAUAUAUUACCCAACAUUUCCAUACAUUUGAAAUCUUUGUCACACACACUAUCAAACACCUUGCUCUACGUCAUUUUCCGGCGACGAUCCCAUUUUCCGGCGAAACCCGGCUGUAGGGAACAGAAACAUCCCGGUUCCCUUUGCCCUUUGGAUCACUCGCCUUCGCAAAAUCAUGAAUCCCGAAUAUGACUACUUGUUCAAACUUUUGUUAAUCGGAGAUUCAGGUGUUGGAAAGUCAUGUCUUCUCCUGAGAUUUGCUGAUGAUUCUUAUUUGGACAGCUACAUCAGCACAAUUGGUGUUGACUUUAAAAUACGCACAGUGGAGCAAGAUGGGAAGACUAUUAAACUUCAAAUUUGGGACACUGCUGGACAAGAACGUUUCAGGACAAUUACAAGUAGUUACUACCGUGGAGCACAUGGCAUUAUAAUAACUUAUGAUAUAACUGAUCAAGAAAGCUUCAACAAUGUUAAGCAAUGGUUGAGUGAAAUUGAUCGCUACGCAAGCGAAAACGUAAACAAGCUUCUGGUUGGAAAUAAGUGUGACCUAACUGACAACCGAGCUGUGUCAUAUGAUACAGCAAAGGCGUUUGCUGAUGAAAUCGGCAUCCCGUUUAUGGAGACUAGUGCGAAGAGUGCCACUAAUGUUGAGCAAGCGUUCAUGGCAAUGGCAGCUGAAAUAAAGAAUAGGAUGGCGAGCCAGCCGGCAUCAAACAAUGCAAGGCCACCCACCGUGCAGAUACGAGGACAACCUGUUAACCAGAAGAGUGGCUGCUGUUCUACUUAGUUGUUGGAUCGGCUAGCUAGAUUUGCUUCCAGAGCGACCUUUCCGAUUGUGAUGCUCUGCCAGUUCCAUUCUUCGUAUCUACCAGUAUUGGCCUGUGCAAAUCAAAAGAAUUGCUAUUUUAAGGACUCUUUCUCCCCUUUUGAUAUGUUCACUUCACUGGGUUUCCUGGUCAAAUUGCAGUGUUUGCAAUUCAGUUUCGGCAAUAUAUAUCAGAAGUUGGGCUACUAGAUGGGGAUGUAAUGCUGUUGUACCUACUAUCAUGUGCUUCAAAUAAAAUGCUCUGUGAUAAUACAAGAACAACAUAUCCGGUAUAAUUUCA